Penicillium verhagenii is the source of this 2361-nucleotide messenger RNA. RefSeq names its product Golgi transport complex subunit COG3. The transcript has 4 exons. Gene Ontology annotation, biological process: cytoplasm to vacuole targeting by the Cvt pathway; autophagy; intra-Golgi vesicle-mediated transport. Bases 1 to 2361 code for a protein of 786 amino acids. Lineage: Eukaryota; Fungi; Ascomycota; Eurotiomycetes; Eurotiales; Aspergillaceae. The record is from RefSeq and is a predicted model, not a curated record. Gene Ontology annotation, cellular component: cis-Golgi network; membrane; COG complex.
AUGCCUUCCACCAAGCAGCAGCGUGCCCGCCGUCAGACUGCACCAUCGGGCCCACCGCGGAAGCCAACUGCCAGCGAAACACAACCUCGCCUUGAAUCGACACAAGAACAACCUUCGAACCUUUUGCAGUGGAGCAUCCCCAGCUGGAACAAUGAAUUGGAUUUCUCUCAGUGGCUCAAUGGCGUGAAGGAGGAUCUUGUCGAAGAGAGUUACGACCAAUACCAGAAUUGUCUCGACGAAUUGCAACAAUCAAAAGACCACAUCGAUGAGAUAUUGAUGAACACUUUGACUCUCCUUGACGACCUAUCUAGCCUAUCCGAGUCCUUUAAAUCCGUUGAGUCGCAAACGUCGAACUUUGAGAAACAAUGCGAAGGGCUACUGUCGGCCCAGGAGAGAGAUACAAAGCUCGCAAACGGUAUUCAAAAUAAUCUCCAUUACUAUGAUCUCUUAGAUCCUGCAUCCCGCCGACUGAAUGCCCCCGGUGCUGGAAAUACUGUUCGCGAUACGGAGUUCUCAAGCAUGCUCAGACGUCUUGACGUGUGCUUGGACUAUAUGGAAACCCACCCUGAGCAAAAAGAAGCAGAGGUCUAUCGCUCUAGAUACAGGCUUCUCCUCACCCGCGCGCUAACACUCAUCCGUGGUAAUUUCGUGGCUGCGCUCAAGGAUAUCUACCAAAAUGUCUCGAAGAAAGUUUCAGAUCAAAACUUAAACGAAACAGCCCUGUCGGCUCUCCUCUACGCCAAAUUUAGGGUUGGAGCACCGGAGCUAAAGCAGAUUGGAGUCGAGAUCCAAAAGCGAGCUGUGCCUCCCUUAAACCCAGAACAGAACAGUGAGGCUGAAUACCAGAGUCUGAUGAACGAAUUGCAUAGCAAUUACUCCGCUACUCGCGCUCGUCUCAUCAUACCGCUUGUUCGUAAAAAGCUCAUCGAGAUCACACAAACACCCAGUUCGUCGAAAGACUUGGUAUCAUUUGCUCGCGCAAGUAUCGGUUACAUUCGCGGCGUCUGUCUAGAUGAAUAUGAUUUAUGGGGCGAAUGGUUCCAUGGACAAGGAGGGUUGUACGACUUCCUUGAAACCAUUUGCGAGCCUCUCUACGACCAUCUUCGUCCUCGAAUCAUUCAUGAGAGUGACAUUGUCAACUUGUGCCAGCUUUGCACUCUGCUUCAGACUAGAUACUUCUUGGACCCCGAAGAGGAGCCCGAACAACAUGAUACAAAUCAACUUGAUUUCUCUGCGUUGAUCCAACCGGCCUUGCAGGAUGUCCAAGCUCGGCUGGUAUUCCGGGCCCAAGCGGUUCUUCGUGAUGGAAUUGAACGAUACAAACCUCGCCCGGAAGACAUCGAUUACCCUAUGCACAGCCGUCAAGUAUCGUUGACCGUGACCGACACUCAAAUUUCAGGGAAGAAAGACACGACUGCUGCUACUAUGAUUGACAUGACCAAACCGACAGACGGUGACGAUGCUGCGCAAGAUAAAGACGGCAAAUGGGACUUUGAAACCCAGACAGCGCUGAAGGGGUGGUAUCCCACCUUACGAAAGGCAAUUUGGCUCCUUAGUCGAAUUUAUCGCCUUGUCAAUUCAACCGUUUUUGAUGAUCUAGCGCACAACAUCGUCCACCAAACAACUUUAUCCCUCCAGAACGCAAGCAUCCUGAUCUCCAAUAAAGCCACCCCAUCAGACGGUCAACUAUUCCUUAUGGGCCACCUCCUUAUUCUCAAACAACAAAUCGUCGCAUUUGACAUUGAAUACGUUGCUCCAGAAGUCAGCUUCGACUUCUCCGGAGUCACAAAUACUUUCUGGGAACUGCGCGAACGAGGCGGACUCUUCAACCCACGGAACCUGAUGCGCCUCGUUGGUCAUGGUCUCGUUCCCCGCGUUGUGGAGAACAUGCUCGACGCCAAAGUCGAACUUGACGGCCGCCUUCGCACUGUCAUUAACGACUUCAUCAACGCCUUCGCUGCACGGAUGACAGCUUCCCUUCCUGCAAAGUUUGUCGAUACCCGCAACCUCCAGCGCGGGGAACUGAUUCAUCCUUCUUGUCGUACCAUUGAGAAAGAAGUUCCUGCUUUGAGAAAGUGUUUGAACGAAUACAUUGAUGAUACUCGAAUGAAGGAGACCCUUGUUGGCGCAGUGCAGGAUCGGACGAUCCAGAUCUACGAAGACUUUUUGGAGAAGUAUGCUUCGUCGGACAAGGGCAAGGGUUUCAAUACGAGCAUGAAGGGGAAAGGCCGGGAUGAUGCCGUUUGGGACCUGGACACUUUUGCCGAGUGGUGUGAGGGUGUUUUCAGAGUCGGUGUUGCUGGUUUGCAAACCGGAGAGGUAGAUGAGGACGAGGAUGAUCUUUCGAGCACAACCUCCUAG